Ixodes scapularis (black-legged tick) is the source of this 1553-nucleotide messenger RNA. Its product is annotated as glycine, alanine and asparagine-rich protein-like. Gene Ontology annotation, cellular component: RNA polymerase II transcription regulator complex. Gene Ontology annotation, biological process: positive regulation of transcription by RNA polymerase II. The transcript is spliced from 2 exons. Bases 90 to 1307 code for a protein of 405 amino acids. Gene Ontology annotation, molecular function: transcription coactivator activity. NCBI's taxonomy places the organism in Eukaryota, Metazoa, Arthropoda, Arachnida, Ixodida, Ixodidae. The record is from RefSeq and is a predicted model, not a curated record.
AACCCGGCCAGCAAAAAACGUGGGAGCCUCCAGAGCACCCAUAAUUCAUAGAAUUGUUCAAACCGCACAUCACAGAAUAAACAGGCAAAAUGCGGCCUGUUUGUGUGACAGAAAAACAUUCGAAUAAAUUACGACGAAGAGCUUCCUGCCGCUAUUCCAACUUUCUCACGCUUUGCGGCUCGUCCAUUUUGCAGAAGUUCGCCGUCCUCUUCGGCCUUGUGGCCUCCUCUCUCGCCGGAAACAUCGGCUACGGCCUGGGCGCCAGCUAUGGCCUCACCACCGGCUACGGUCUCGGCAGCUACGGCCUCGGCGGCUACCGCCUCGGCGGCUACGGACUCGGUUAUGGCUACGGCGGUCUGGGCUAUGGCUACGGUGGUCUCGGACACCUCUACGGAGGCGCCAUAGCGGCCGCUCCUGCCGUCGCCGCCGUCCACCACGCGCCAGCUGCUGUCGUUCACCACGCGCCGGCCGCCGUCGUCCAUCACGCCCCUGCCGUCGCUGUGGCUCGUCCAGCCGUCACCGUCGCCCGCCAGGUCUCCUACGCCGCUCCAGCGGUGUCCUACGCCGCUCCGGCUGUGUCCUACGCCGCUCCGGCUGUGUCCUACGCCGCUCCGGUUGUCUCCCGCGCAGUGUCCUACGCUGCUCCAGUGGCCGUUGCCCGCCAGGUCUCCUACGCUGCUCCAGUUGCCGUGGCCCGCCAGGUCUACGCCGCCCCAGCUGUGUCUUACGCCGCUCCAGCUGUGUCUUACGCCGCUCCAGUUGUCCAGCGCGCAGUGUCCUACGCUGCUCCAGUGGCCGUUGCCCGCCAGGUCUCCUACGCUGCUCCAGUUGCCGUGGCCCGCCAGGUCGCCUACGCUGCCCCAGCUGUGUCCUACGCCGCUCCGGCUGUGUCUUACGCUGCUCCAGUCUCUGUGGCCCGCACCACCACCGUCCACCACGCUCCAGCUGUGUCCUACGCCGCUCCAGCCGUCGCCGCCGUCCACCACGCACCGGCCGUCGCCUACGCCGCUCCAGCCGUCGCUGCUGUCCACGCCGCUCCAGCUGUCGCCUACGCCGCUCCAGCUGCCGUGACGACCGCUGUCCACCAUGCCCCAGCAGUCGCCACCACCGUCCACCACGCUCCCGCCUACGGCACUGUCGGUCUCGGCUACGGACACGGUCUGAGCUAUGGCCUCGGAUACAGCGGUCUCGGAUACGGCGGUCUCGGCUACGGUCUCAGCCACGGCUACAGCCUUGGCCACGGCUACACCCUUGGUGGCUACAACUACGGCCUUGGCGGAUACGCCUAUGGUCUCCGCAAGAAGUAGGCUGUUCUAAUGAGAAAUGGCGGAGGAACUGCCGUCUGGAGCGUCCCACAAGGAUAUUCCGGAACGCCAGUUUCAUCGACGAGAGCAGCGUGUCCAUGCGGUCUGAUGCUGCCGCUGGAAGUUUAGGGGAGGAAAAAGAAAGAGAACUCAAUUUACGCUGCCACACGAACCAGUGUACACUCGCAUGUACCUGUGUCCGUACCCUUUUCGGAAAUACAACUCCCCUUUCCGUUUCGGGGGAAAAAA